Messenger RNA from Acanthochromis polyacanthus (spiny chromis), 4249 nucleotides. It is a transcript of the gene ikbke, whose product is annotated as inhibitor of nuclear factor kappa B kinase subunit epsilon. The transcript has 21 exons. The record is from RefSeq and is a predicted model, not a curated record. Gene Ontology annotation, molecular function: ATP binding; protein serine/threonine kinase activity. Gene Ontology annotation, biological process: peptidyl-serine phosphorylation. The coding region runs from base 195 to 2360 and encodes 721 amino acids. Lineage: Eukaryota; Metazoa; Chordata; Actinopteri; Pomacentridae. Gene Ontology annotation, cellular component: cytoplasm.
UAGACAAAUUUCCGUCAUCACCCAGACUCCUCCCCAUGUCAAAGCCACACUUCCUACAUCCAGCACCGCAGUGAGAAGAAGCUGCUGCCGCUCAGAGGUCUCUCAUGUUUGGACGAACUUCAGGGAGAAACUCAGGAAUUUAGUUAUCGUCUUCUAACAGUCUGAGCUGUUUCAGAAAGCACACAUUCCUCAGUAUGUCAGGACUGACAGCCAGCACAACCAACUACCUGUGGUCCCUGCAGGAUGUCCUCGGUCAGGGGGCCACUGCCAGCGUCUACAAGGCUAGAAAUAAGAGGUCGGGGGAACUGGUAGCCGUCAAAGUGUUCAACAUGGUGAGCUACAACCGCCCCCAUGAGGUCCAGAUGAGAGAGUUUGAGAUGCUAAGAAAGCUCAACCACAGCAAUAUUGUUAGACUGUUCACUGUGGAGGAGCUGCCGUCUAAACAGAAGGUGCUGGUGAUGGAGUAUUGUUCAGGAGGAAGUUUGCUCAGCUUGCUCGAGGAGCCAGAAAACGCCUUUGGUCUGCCUGAAACAGAGUUCCUCACUGUAUUACAGUGUAUAGUGCAGGGUAUGAACCACUUGCGAGACAAUGGUGUGGUGCACCGAGACAUUAAGCCAGGGAACAUAAUGCGGCAGGUCGGGGACGACGGCAAGUCUGUUUACAAGCUGACAGACUUCGGAGCAGCAAGAGAGCUGGAAGAUGAUGAAAAGUUUGUGUCCAUUUACGGAACUGAAGAGUAUCUGCAUCCAGACAUGUAUGAACGUGCCGUGCUGCGUAAACCUCACCAGAAAUCCUAUGGCGUGAGCGUUGACCUGUGGAGUAUCGGUGUGACCUUAUAUCAUGCCGCCACUGGGAGUCUUCCCUUCACACCGUACGAAGGACCACGCAGGAACAAACCCACCAUGUACAAAAUAACUACAGGGAAACCUAUGGGAGCAAUAGCUGGCAUACAGCGGGUGGAAGGUGGACCUAUAGAGUGGAGCUACCACCUACCUCACAGCUGUCAGCUGUCACAGGGUCUGAAGGUGCAGCUCGUUCCGGUACUAGCAGGUAUACUGGAGGCCGACCAGGAGAGAUGUUGGGGUUUUGACCAGUUCUUCACAGCCACCACAGAUAUAUUACAGCGGCAGGCAGUCCAUCUGUUCUCUCUGCAGCAGGCCGUAGCACACUGUAUCUACAUACAUCACUAUAACACAGUGUCGGCCUUCUUUGAGGAGGUGGCGUCUCAGACUGGUAUCGGGGUCCAGCAGCAACACCUGAUGUAUCUGGGUCAUGACCUGCCCCUGGAGGGCAGCAUGAAGGUGGUCAACCUUCCACAUACUUCACCUUCUCGGCCCCUCAUUCUGCUCAGCUACGCACCAGAAGCAAACACCAGCCUGCCCUUCAAGGAACCAGAGACUCCAGUCAUUCCAUCCAGGUUUGAUGUCAUGGCGGACUACAGUUUCUCCAAGGUAAUAGUCGGAGUCAUCCACCAGUACCUGAGGAUAGUACAGCUGCUCCACACACACCGAGAGCUGCUGCUGCAGGGAUACUACAGCUACAUGAUGAAGAUGCGCAGUGAAUGCGGAGAAGCCAUGCACAGUAUCGCGAUGAUCACUCUUAGAUUGCAGUCCUGUCUCAGUGCAGAUCACAGAUUUCAAACACUAAGCCCUUACACUUCAGAAAAUCAAGGCUCAGCUGAUCACAGUCAAAAGCUACAGCAGGUCCAUAAACAUCUGCCGAUAUACACAACGGGUAUCCAAGAGUUUCAGAACCAACUGGACCACCUGCAGAUAGAACAGGCCAAACUGGCAGAGACCCUGGCCAAUGACAAGAGCUGCCAGAAGAUGGAGAUGCUGCUGCAGAAGAUAAUGGCAAUUCAUCAGCAGUAUCGUAAAGACAGACUGACCGGAAAGCUGGCAUAUAACGACGAGCAAAUCCACAAGUUUGAGAAAAUCCACCUGUCAUCCCACAUUAAGCGAGUGAAAUCUCUCUUCAGAGAGGACUACGUGCACCGAUACAAAGAGCUUUUAGCGUCAACAAGGACGUGGAGCAGUGUUAUGCUGGACAUGCAGACUCGACUACAGGACUUCAGUUCUUUCUCCACAGGCUUGUUGGCGGACUUGGAGAUGAGUGAGCAGCGUCAGAAUAAGGCGAUGGACAGAAUCCUUUUCAAUCUGCAGUCCAAGAGGGAAGGACAGCAGCCUGGAAUCGCACCCAGAGACAAGGACCAGAUGGUCUCCAGGAUGCACCAUUUGAAGGAGGAAAUGGAGAUCUUGGUGAGGGAGCUGCAGUGCAACAACAGCAUUAUUGAGAGUCUGGGAGCAGUGAACCCUUCAGCAGCUCUGGGCCCGAGUCUGACCCGGCCGUCUACACUGUGACAAAAAAAGUGCAACAUCUGCGCAUCCUAAACUCACAAAUUCACACGCACUCUCUCUGACAAUCGCCUCGUUUGAACAGCCAUUAAUGAACAAUUUAGUGGAUGCUUUUCUCAAGGACUGCUGUAUGAAGAGGAAGCAGCUGAAGGCAAUCGAUAAAAUGUGAAACUCAGUUUAGAGAUGCACAGAAAGACAAAGGAGGAAAGGCCAGCAGUACAGCAGUUCAAUACAAACCUCAUUAAUGCCUUUAGUGUUAUUGUAUUUUUAAUAGGCUGCCAUUGUGAUAGACUGUCAGGAUAAAGCGGAAUGGAUGCCAAGUCAGCAGUUGGGCUGUUUUUGUGGUUGCUUGUUAUUUGCCCAGCAGAAAAAGCAGAUUGUGGAAAUAUUUAAUGGUGAAUUUAACCUGACUCAAUCUUUGAGUGCAUAUAUAUUUGUAUUUGUAUCCUGGUUGUGAGUCUUUUCCUUAUUUUGAUCAUGUUUGAGAUGUAAUGUGUACAAUAGAGCCUCAGUAAUCUGGUUAUUCACGUCCCUGUAAGUGUGAUUGUAGCAGUAUCAAGGCUAUCCCACCAUCUCAGCGACAGUAGUUUGUUUAGAAACCUGAAGAACUCCAGGUUUGAUAAAACUGGACGAGGGUAAACCAAAACUGGAUUUUAAUCAGGAUACUUGUAUGUGUGUAAGCUCUCAUGUAGACCAAUCUGUGUGUGUGUGUGUGUGUUGUCUGAAAUAGUCUGAAAUGACUGUGUUUGUACAUUUUCUUUUAGUAUAUCAUUGUAAAUUCAGUGAUUGGUAGCAUCAUUGACUAACAGAAUCUCCAGACAAACUGCACUGCCAUUUGUGGUUUUCAAGUUUGUCUCUGUUCCUGUUGAUGUUUUACUGGAAUAAUAAGUUAUUUCUCUGUAUUUUAUCGUGGGAUUCACCGUGAAAAAGAAGAAGCACAAUCAGGGAAACUCAGCACCCACCACAGAGUCCCCCUUUCUUCACAGAGCUGCAUGUGGCUAACAGUUAGUGAGUGUAUAGCAGAAAAACAUUAUGAAAUGACAUUAACCCGUGUGGGCCACCCUGUGGGGAAAUCCCAGACCUUAGUAUUAGUUGUUUAUCAAAGGGCAGUGCAUGAGGUUAAGAUUUUUUUUUAAAUGUACUUCUUUUCUUAUUGUGUUUAUUGCCACGUUUUUUAGUCUUCCACUCUUGUGAAAUAAUGUGACCUGAGCCUAUUUUCAGGUUGUGAAGUGAAAGUAAAAGUCAUUUCAUGUCCUGUCUUGUCAGUUGGCAGUGAUGAAGAAACAACACACUCUGGAAAUUCUGUAAGGUCAUGAAUGACUGUGUGACAGGAGUGCUCAAAAAACUGAACACAAAAAUAACAGUUGUGACUCUCACAAGUCAACUGUAAUAAACAAAGUUUUCUACCCAGUCUCGAGGAGAGCUGUGGGUGUUUCUCAGCCUCACUAGGGGGAUGAGCUCAACAGACUCUGUGGUUUUUUUGCAGCUCAUAUGACGUGCUUUUGGCAAAGUGGAAAGUUUUUUUUUAUUACUGUUUCAAGCAUAUACACUGUGUGACAAUGUGUUUUUGAUGGCUUUGAUUCUCCUCUACAUCAAGGCAAUAUUCAUCAAGGCCCACACCAACACUCCUGGUUCAUUCCUACACACCGGUUUCUUUGUAUGUUAUUGGUUAUUUGUUAGUGAGAUAGUGAUUGUGUCAAUAGUGGCACAACAGUUCUGCUUUAUGGCCUUAUAAAAGUAAAUCUACAGUGUAAAAAAAUGUACUUUCUAAACAUUUUUUUUCCUUUUUUUUUAUACAGUUUACUGGUAUUCUACAGAUUCUCGCUGCUUUGUUUUUGUUUGUUUUUACAAAUAAUAUGUAGUAAAAUCAUAGAAAUAAAAAGAUAUUUAUUUAA